Molecule: messenger RNA, 1143 nt
Organism: Parascedosporium putredinis
Lineage: Eukaryota; Fungi; Ascomycota; Sordariomycetes; Microascales; Microascaceae
Source: the annotation of a GenBank genome assembly
AUGCCCAGCACAGGUCAUCCCUGGCUCCCCGAUCCCGCGGUCCGGCUCAGGCCGGGCAAGACAUACAACUACGUCGACUGCGACAAGAUGCAGGACUUUCCCGGCGGCGACCCUUUCGCCGGGCUCGACACCACCGCCACGGACAGUCUGUCGGGAUCCAUCAUCGCCUGCGCCGUCGUCUCCUUUGUGGUAUCCGGUCUGAUGGUGGGCUUGCGCUUCUAUUCCAGAGGCGUUGUGACCCGGGUCCUUGGACGUGAGGAUUGGUGUAUCCUCGUGGCAUGGCUUCUUGUCAUCGGCUUCACCGUCACCACUAUUCUCCAAGCCAGCGUUGCCAGUGGUCGCCAUAUAUGGACCCUCAAAGAGGGUGCCAUGCCUAAAUACUUGCUCUACUCCUUCAUCAACGUCAUCUUCUACCAGCUCAGCCUGUGCUUUUCCAAAAUCUCCAUUCUCUUCCUUUACAUCCGCGUCCUCACCUACAACUACGCCCGCCGCGCCGCCUACAUCCUCCUCGCCAUCGUCAUCAUCUACAACACCCUCGGCUUCAUCUCCUCCAUGACCCUCUGCCGGCCGCUCCGCGCCUACUGGGACUUCACCAUCACCGAGAAGAAGUGCCACCCCGUCUCCUUCAUGUGGGCCGCCAUCGGUCUCCACAUCGGCACCGACUUCCUCAUCUUCCUGCUGCCCAUGCCCGUGAUACUGGGCAUGAACCUGCCUCGCGGCCAAAAGAUCGGCUUGGUUGUCGUCUUCGCCUUGGGUUUCUUCGUUUGCUUCAUCUCCAUCCUCCGCGCCGUCUGGAUCCACGGCCUCUUCGACGCGAUAGAUUCCACGUACGACUUUACCGCCAUCACCAACUGGACCGUAGUCGAAGUCAACACCGCCAUCGCCAUUCCCUGCCUCCUCGUCCUCAAACCUCUCCUCAACAAGAUCCUACCUCGGUUCUUCUCGGCCUCCGGCCCCCACCGCAAUCAAGUCUACAACCUCGACGAGCACCCUGCCGGCUCCGGGAGCACGCCACGCCCGAAUCGCGGGGAUGAAAGCGCGCAUGAGGCGGGCUACGCAUCUAUCCAAUCCGCCAAGUCAUCGUUUCUCGCCGAUGACCGCGGCAACGCGGAGAGAAAACAUCCGAGCUCCGACAUUGUGUGA